UUUUUAGUUCCAAGAAAACAUCACAUUGUGUUCUCCAUGUCACAGCGUGCGGAGGAGCAGAAUUUCGUUCAGACGCGCCUACUUUUGCCACCGUGGGGUUAAUACAGAACGCUCAGGCGUACCGUUAUGUCGAAAAGGAGGUGUACUGUUUAAGCGGUACUCGAUGUUGAAAAACACGUCGUUGCUGUAACCACUUCUCAAUGGAGAAUAAUUUCCUGCAGUCUCUUCGGCGUGGAAAGCAAACUAUCCUUUGAGCUGAUGGAAGAUUCCUGUAUACAUAUUUCAUGAGGAGAUGCUACAGGAGAAGGUCUUGGCUGGGACAGAUGAAGGCGUGACUGUGGCCCCGCCCGCUGGACUUCCUGAGCCCCUCCCCAAGACCUCUCACCUGGGGCUGGCUGCCUCAGUCACCACUCCACACAGCAAUGAACCUGAUCAGAACAUCAAGAACAUCAAGGUGUUCCUGCAGGAGAGGGAGCUGUGGAAGAAGUUCCAUGAGGCUGGGACAGAGAUGAUCAUCACCAAAGCAGGAAGACGGCUGUUCCCCAGCUACAAGGUGAAGGUGACGGGGAUGGACCCCAAAACCAAGUACAUCCUGCUGGUUGAUGUGGUCCCUGCAGAUGACCACCGCUACAAGUUCUGUGACAACAAAUGGAUGCCGGCAGGCAAGGCAGAGCCAGCCAUGCCUGGCCGGCUGUACGUCCACCCAGACUCACCCGCCACUGGGGCCCACUGGAUGCGCCAACUGGUCUCCUUCCAAAAACUGAAACUCACCAACAAUCACCUGGACCCAUUUGGACAUAUCAUCCUCAACUCCAUGCACAAGUUCCAGCCGCGGCUGCACAUCGUCAGGGCCGACGAGAACAACACCUUCGGCUCCAAGAACAACGCCUUCUGCACUCACGUCUUCCACGAGACCGCCUUCGUCUCCGUCACGUCCUACCAGAACCACAAGAUCACACAGCUCAAGAUUGAGAACAACCCCUUCGCCAAGGGCUUCCGGGGCGGAGACGAGGGGGACCUGCGCGUGUCGCGUCUGCAAGGGAAAGAUUACCCUGUGGUUUCUAAGAGCAUGGUCAGACCGAGGCUGGUCUCCUCACACAGACACCUGACAGGGAAGCUGGGUACUGGGGUCUUGUCAGGCCACCUGCAGGCCCUUCCUCACUAUCAGUACGAGAGUGCCGGUCCCAUGCCCAACAGCGACUCCCAGGAGCACCCCGAAAACCGCUUCUCCCCUGGCCGAGAACCAGGCCUGCUUUACCACUGCUGCAAACACAGAGAUAGCAGCCGACACUUGGAACUGGGGUGCAAACGCCCAUUCCUGGACGCAGCGCCACCCGCUGUCACGGAGGAGCUCUACUUCCGGUCCCCUCCCUCCUACGAGCCCCCCCUGCUGUCCCACCCGUACUGCGGCGAGCCUCUGAGCUCCCGGGAGACCUGCAUGUACAGGGGGCUGGAGGCGGAGCUGGGGGGAGGGGCCGGCGACGAGCCGACGCCCGCCCCUCUGAACUGCAACGUGUGGGCGUCGGUGCAGCCGUGCCCCAGGUACCACGUGCAGACGGUGGAGGCCGUGCCCUACCCGCCCUUCGGCGCCCACUUCACCACCGCGCCCGCCGCCGCGCCCACCGUGGUGCCCCAGUCCCCCACCCGGCCCUUCUACCGCCCAGGCGCCCCGCAGAGGGGCCCGUCCCCCGCCCCUUCCUCAACCCCUAACUCACAGGACAGGGGCCCCCACCCCUCCGCCUACCCCCGGAACCCUGCACCCUCCCCACUGCCUCACAGAGACUAUCCAGCGGCCCCCCCGCAAAACCCCCCCUCCGUUCGGGACCCUCACUACCAGCACCAGAUGGGGCUGAGUUGCACGGGGGGGUGCUGGACUGACAGUUAA
Anguilla anguilla (European eel) is the source of this 1885-nucleotide messenger RNA. It is a transcript of the gene tbx4, whose product is annotated as T-box transcription factor 4. The transcript has 9 exons. The coding region runs from base 293 to 1885 and encodes 530 amino acids. Lineage: Eukaryota; Metazoa; Chordata; Actinopteri; Anguilliformes; Anguillidae. Gene Ontology annotation, molecular function: RNA polymerase II cis-regulatory region sequence-specific DNA binding; DNA-binding transcription factor activity, RNA polymerase II-specific. The record is from RefSeq and is a predicted model, not a curated record. Gene Ontology annotation, biological process: angiogenesis; cell fate specification; regulation of transcription by RNA polymerase II. Gene Ontology annotation, cellular component: nucleus.